GAUACCAAUGUUGAUGUUUUGAAAGUCUUCACAACACGUUCUUUAUCUCGCCUGACUCAUGUGCCUACAAGAGUGAAAAGUUACUAUUGUUGUAUCAUACUAAGCAUUGAACUUACAAAGCACUUUAUAAUCUCAGGAGAAAGACAUUCGAUAGCAAACAGGGGAUCAUGUCACAAAAGCCUGAUGGUACAUCACGACUUUGAAGCGCCACCUCCUGCCUCAGCCUCCUUCCCGUUUCGCCAGUUGAACAGCCACCACAGCACAGCUAUGCACCGCCACACGAUGAGGCUCAGCCGUCUCGGUACCGAAAAAUCUCUUCACAAACACCAGGUUGGCUUGGGAUGA
Messenger RNA from Bipolaris victoriae FI3, 345 nucleotides. RefSeq lists its product as hypothetical. The record is from RefSeq and is a predicted model, not a curated record. The transcript has a single exon. NCBI's taxonomy places the organism in Eukaryota, Fungi, Ascomycota, Dothideomycetes, Pleosporales, Pleosporaceae. The annotation marks the transcript as partial.